UUUGGUUCUUAAACAUCCUGAGCCUCGCACAGGCCACUUCAGUGCCCAAAGCCAUAGCCCGAGCCAUCGUGGGCACGUCCACAAAAGUGUCGAGGUGAAAGGCCAUAGUUGAAGGGCCUUGGUUGGGCCUAAAUAACCACAACUGCUCCAAGAGUCCUUUCUCUCUUCUCGUCCAUAAUACGAGAUACCUAGGUGGAUCGUAGGUGCCAGGGAAGCGGUAUUUUCUGGGGCUUUUGCUUGGCUGUCACGGCCUGCAUCUGCCGCCAAUCGCAAACUCGCAUCCUCCCCUUUCUGCGCUUUCUGCGCCCCGGCAAAGAACGAACGUCAACCUCGAACAAUGCCCAGCCGUGGGUAAUUCCAAGUCUCAGGCACUCAACCACCCUCAUUUUGUCCCAUUUCACCCAACGACGCGUGAACCACGGCCCACCGAGCGCGCCUUUUCACCUAUUGUCCACGCGACCUGUUAUUAUCCGCCCAACCCUGGGGGAAAACCUUUUUCUACACACUGUGGGCUUUGGCAUCUCGUCAUGAUAUAACCAACACUUGGCCAACACCGACCGCCCUCCGCUCGUCUUGCUCCUCACCCCGAGGGUCCUGCGAAACCCACAAACUCUGCUCCAGCCACACCAUUGACACACUGUUGGGUUUUCUUCGCUCUGGCGCCAACUUAGACCGCCACCAUGGCGUUUUCCAGACGCUCAACAGCGUCCUCUCCAUCGUCACCUCUCUCGGUCCUUUCACAGUCUCCUUCGCCCCCUUCACCCGCCGUGGAUGUUUCCAAUCGAUACCCAUCACCGAGUGCUAGCGCAACUACCUCGGGCAGCGCAACUCCACGGAAGUCAUACGACAUGCCAGACCUUUCGGGAGAGAUCCAGGUGCGGACAGACGGUCCCCCACCAACCAAGCGCCGUCGCGUUGCAGCCCCACGGCCCCGCACAACCGAGUAUGUCGACCUGGAGAAUUAUGACAAUGAGGACCAAGAGAAUCUUCAGAGGUUGUUGACAGCCCUGAGAAAGAAGAAGAAGAUUGUGGUGAUUGCGGGCGCUGGAAUCUCUGUUUCUGCAGGCAUUCCCGACUUUCGUUCAUCGACAGGACUCUUCACGACACUGCGCGGCCAACACAAGCUCAAGGCGUCUGGGAAGCACCUUUUUGAUGCCUCCGUCUACAAACACGACUCCUCCACCACCUCCUUCCACGACAUGGUCCGCGAAUUGUCGCAGAUGGCAUCUGAAGCCAAGCCAACGUCGUUCCACCACAUGCUGGCAUCCAUUGCCUCAGAGGGCCGGCUCAUGCGCUUGUACACUCAGAAUAUCGAUAGUUUAGAUACUCAGAUGCCACCGCUCGCGACGAAUGUGCCCCUGAACAGCAAAGGCCCAUGGCCAACGACGAUUCAACUCCAUGGCGGCUUGGAGAAAAUGGUGUGCACAAAAUGUAACCACUUGGAGACCUUCAACCCGUCGCUGUUUCAGGGCCCGGAGCCCCCACUCUGCGAGAAGUGCAAGGAGCAGGACGAAGUACGAACGGCUUUUGCGGGGAAGCGAAGUCACGGCAUCGGCAAGUUACGCCCACGGAUUGUGCUAUACAACGAAUACAACCCCGACGAGGAUGCGAUCGGGAUGGUUUCAAAGGCAGAUCUACGGAGAGUUCCGGACGCUGUUGUUGUGGUGGGGACUACGCUCAAAAUCCCUGGCGUGCGAAGACUCGUCAAGGAGCUAUGCCAGCUGACCCGGAGCAAGAGAGACGGCCUUACUGCCUGGAUCAAUCUUGAUCCGGAGCCACAGGGCAUCGAAUUCAAGGAUUGCUGGGAUCUGGUCAUCAAAGCGAAGUGUGACGACGUCGCGGAGUUGGUCAACUUGCCACGUUGGGAUCAGCAAGAUAUAGGAGAUCGGGAAUCCUACAUGGUCACUGGGGAUGAGCUGAAGGAGAAGCGCUACGCCGCCAACCUAGAGCGCAAUAGAAUCGACAUCCUACUUGAGCGCAAGCGGAAAAGGACAGAAGACGAUGACGAUGGGUUCGAGUCAUCGCAGUCUUCGCAACCAUCACAAUCUUCGCGGUCCUCGCAGGAAGUACAGACUCCCGGCAACUGCAAGUCGAAACUUGCCGAGCAAGGCGGUAUGCCGACGCCGAUUGCCAGUCCCAAGCUUCGCAACGCCCUCCUUCCAGCGCCCAGGUCGAGGGGCAGACCCCCUAAACAGAGCACGCUCAGCUUUAGCACCACCACAGCGGCCGAGCCCGCGCCUGCGACGCAAAAGGCCGCCCCCAAGAGAAAGCCGAGACAACCGAAGAAGGCAGCCCCCAAGCCCAAGAACAGGAUCAACCAGACGUUCAAAGCUACCAAAGCGGUGCCAAUCAGGGAAAUAAAGACCCCUAAGAAGCAGUUUUUGGACCCCGAUUCAUCCGACUUGUCCUCCCCGCCAGACGACUCACCUGCCGGUCUCCCAUCAUUGCGGCCCAAGGAUCAAGUUCGACGGCCAGAACCGCUUGUACUCCCAGCUGCUGGGCUUACAUCUAGUCCACCGACCACGCCUACCAGCCAAGAGUUUGUCGCUUCCGCUAUGAAGACGAUCUCCCCUGGUAGCAAGCCGAGGAGUAUGGGCCAUCUCAUUGAUUGACUGGCCUCGUUGGUGGGGGUUGUUGUUCAGUUUCUCCCUUGAGCAAAUCACUUGGUUUCUAUUGGCGCUUUUUUUCGACAACUCACGGCAUUCUUUUGUUUAUAAGCAACAAACCGGUUGGCUUUGUGUUUUCCGAUCCCAUCAUGGCCCGGCGUCGCAUCAUUCCCAUUGCACAAGAUGGAGUUUCUGUUUCACAUUCGACAUGAGAGGGAAAAAAUAAACUGGAAGCUGGUCGGCUCAUUAAUUGUCCGGGUGGCCUUUUUUCUUUUAUCAGGCAUUGGCGGUAUUAUUGAGGCAGCGUACUGUCAACUGGGAGGUCAAGCCAGCAGGGUCUCGUCUUUCCAGGGGAGGAUGGAACACAAGCUCUGUGGAUUUCUUAUCGGCGUUGGGGAGCAAACAACAGGGUACAUGAAAAUUUCGAUUACACACGUCCAUCACAUUCCAUCGUCACAUUUACACAUAUAGUACAUACCCCCGAACUUGGUACAUACCGUUUUUAUUCCCCUUUCUCCGCAAGAGGGAGAGAGAGAUCAUCACAUAUAUGGGAGCGGAACAGGGAAGAAGAAGUCAAGUCUGGUGUUUAUGGAGUUUGAGGGGAUAAGAACAAUAAGAAGCAGUGGUUCAGUCGCCCUUUAUUUGUCUUAUGGGGUCCAUUACUCGGGAGACUUGGAGUUUAUUAGAUUCAGCCUUUUUUCACCUUUUUGGAAGGAGAACAAAUAUUAUUGGUUUUUUAUCACUUACUGUUACGAUUACAAGGGGAGAUAAUGAGUGAAGCCGUCGGUGUGGUAUCAUCACUUGAUCCUGUUGCAAGCGAGG
Molecule: messenger RNA, 3428 nt
Organism: Podospora pseudopauciseta
Lineage: Eukaryota; Fungi; Ascomycota; Sordariomycetes; Sordariales; Podosporaceae
Exons: 3
Coding region: 681-2612 (643 amino acids)
Molecular function (GO): NAD+ binding
Source: RefSeq, a predicted model, not a curated record